GUUUGGAUCAUCUGGAACUCCUAUCCAUAUUUGUCUAUUUCAUUGCAUGUUGAUUCAAAAGAGAGGAAAGCGGGUGAAAUCUACAUAAGUCAUUUUCCAGCUGUUCUAUUUCUGGCCAGUAAUUAUCUCUUCCCGCAAUUACUGGAGUGGCUGUCAGCAAUCUGCCUGUUUUCUUUAAGGGACUUUUAACACCAUGUACAUUAAAAUAGGUAUCUGUAGCUGCUCCUUAUCCAGUGCCUAAUUAUUACUGGAACACCGCACGCCAAUAUGACCUGUUUGUGGGGUGUUGCAAGCUUUUUGGUGGUGUCUUUGCAUCUUCUUCAAGCAUUUGACUACGCCAGUGGAAGCAAUAAGGGAACAGCGCAGAGGGAGUUAGAAUACAAAAUCAGAUCUGCGGCCAACCUGGAAGAGCUUCUUCGUUUAACUCACCCCAGAGAGCUGAAGUUGUGGAGGUGUCGGUCGAAGCUCAAAUCCUACAUCAACACUGACACCAGAUCUGGGCCUCAUCGUUCCACCCGAUUUGCUGCAGCCUUCUAUGAUAUUGAAAUACUAACAGUUAUUGACGAAGAAUGGCAGAAGACACAGUGUAUGCCCAGAGAAACCUGCAUUGAUGUUGCAAAGGACCUUGGCACUGCCACUAACAAGUUCUUCAAACCGCCCUGCGUCUCAGUGUACAGAUGUGGAGGCUGUUGUAACGAAGAGGGAGUUACCUGCUUAAAUACCAGCACAUCCUACGUACUGAAAUCGGUUUUUCAGAUUUCUGUACCACUUACACAAGCACCAGAACCUGUAACUAUCAAAGUCGCAAACCACACAAGCUGCAAAUGUUCACUUGUUGGCCCUCGUCAUCCGCCCACCAUCAUACGUAGAUCAGUUCCAUAUCUGGAAUACGGGUGUCUUCAAGAUAACAGACACUGUCCUCCUGGUUGGCAGUGGGAUAACAGCCAAUGUGCGUGUGUGCUGGAAAACAAGUCUUCACUCAAUAGAAGAAGGGAAGAGGUUGCCUUGUGUGGUGCAAACAUGGAGUUUGAAGACAGCUGUGAAUGUGUCUGUAAGCUGGAAUGUUCCAGGAGCCAGGUCCUCAACAAAGAAAACUGCACCUGUAAUGAAUGUAGUGAGAACCUGGACUCAUGCUGUGAGAAGAAUAAGAUAUUCCACCCAGAUUCCUGCAGCUGUAAAGAUGACUGCCCGUUUCAAGCCAUAGUGUGCCCAGGUGGUAGGAAAGUGUGCUCAAAGCAUUUCGACUGUGUCAGAAGAGAACCUUUUUCAUAUCAUAACAAUGAAAACCCAUAAUCAGC
Messenger RNA from Nanorana parkeri, 1298 nucleotides. It is a transcript of the gene VEGFD, whose product is annotated as vascular endothelial growth factor D. Gene Ontology annotation, molecular function: growth factor activity; vascular endothelial growth factor receptor 3 binding; chemoattractant activity. Lineage: Eukaryota; Metazoa; Chordata; Amphibia; Anura; Dicroglossidae. The record is from RefSeq and is a predicted model, not a curated record. The coding region runs from base 268 to 1293 and encodes 341 amino acids. The transcript has 7 exons. Gene Ontology annotation, biological process: vascular endothelial growth factor signaling pathway; positive regulation of protein phosphorylation; sprouting angiogenesis. Gene Ontology annotation, cellular component: membrane.